Molecule: messenger RNA, 4006 nt
Organism: Biomphalaria glabrata
Lineage: Eukaryota; Metazoa; Mollusca; Gastropoda; Planorbidae
Product: transmembrane and coiled-coil domains protein 2-like
Exons: 12
Coding region: 945-2426 (493 amino acids)
Cellular component (GO): endomembrane system
Source: RefSeq, a predicted model, not a curated record
UUAAAUGGAUGUAUAAUACUGUAUCAAAUGUAUCUUUGGACCAAUAAUGUGUGUAUCAGGAAUUACAUUUUUGACCCUAACAUUGAACUUAUGUGUGUCACACUUAGGCCUUACUACUUUCCUAGAGAGCUAAGUCACACUUAGGCCUUACUACUUGCCUAGAGAGAGUUCACAUUCACACUAAGGCCUUUCUACUUGCCUAGAGAAUUAACCAUCACACUCAGGCCUUACUACUUGUCUAGAGAGUUCACAGUCACACUUCUAAAGGCUUUCCUGCUUGCCUAGAGAGUUCACAGUCACACUUAGGCCUUACUACUUGCAUGGAGAGUCUACAGUCACACUUCAAAAGGCUUAUACUGCUUGCCUAGAGAGUUCACAGUCACACUUAGGCAUUACUACUUGCCUAGAGAGUUCAGUCACAUUUAGGUCUUACUACAUGCCUAGAGAUUUCACAAUCACACUUUAGCCUUGUAACUGCUUGCCUAGAGAGUUCAUAGUCACACUUAAGCCUUGUAACUGCUUGCCUAGAGAGUUCACAGUCACAGUAAGGCCUUACUACCUGCCUGGAGAGAUAGUAGUCACACUUAGGCCUUACUACUUGCCUAGAGAAUUCACACAGGUUUGUGUUGUUGUUGUGUACAUACCUUGAUGGCUGACAAAGCGAUUGUGAUGGACAUAAUUUUUGAUGUGCUUCACAAUGUAGAAUCAAAACACCCAGACUCUGCUCUUUUUGUAUCAUAACUGGAGAUUUCAACAACCUGUCUAUUGACAACACACUUCCAAAAUAUAGCCAGUACAGUCAUGUGACCUCCCCACAAGAUGGGUCUUUUCUGAAAACUGGCUACCAUGCAGACAGUUCACCCAGGAGGAAGUCAUUUGACAUAGCGGCAGACAGACGCCCUUCUGUGAUUAAUUCCUUCAUUAGUAGGAUUACAUUGCCUGCCAUGAAAAGGUCUGACCAAAAAACUACUGCAAGUAAAGGUCUCUCAAAAGUAACAGCUCGUGCCAGCCCGCUAAUGGGCAAGAAGUCUAUACUAGCUCAGGAAACUAGUGCUGGCUCAACAGUUUCUGGACUGACAGUUAGUAGUGGCAGCCAGUAUGAGGAAAGCACACUGACCAGUUCAGAUGACAUGGGGGUUGACAAUGGCAGUGACCCAGGAGUGGAUGAAGUAGAUGGAGUGGAGAACAGUGCCCGUACAAAACAAGCUGUGGAGACACUUCAGGCCAAGAUACAAAAGACUAAGGAUGCCAUCAGGAAGGAACAGAACACUAAAGAAGCUAUUGUGAAUGAAUAUCUUCAAAUGGCUUCUGACAAACAGCCUACAGCAAGGAUAAAGGCUUUAUUUGAGAAGAAGAACCAAAAGUCGGCCAUGAACAUUAACCAGUUGCAGAAGAAGUUGGAGAACUACCAACAUCGUUUGGUGGAAAUAGAGACUCAUGGUUACACUGGACACAAACAAGCUAAGGAGGUGUUGCGUGAUGUUGGUCAAGGCUUAAAAAAACUUGGUUCACUUAGCUCCAGAACUACCAUUGUAUCAAAGCCAAAAGAGUUUGCCCAUUUGAUCAAGAACAAAUUUGGCAGUGCUGAUAAUAUCAAUCAACUAAGUAAGUUUUAUGUAGAAUUAGAAGAAACUAGUGGAGCAGAAGCCAGUAUGGAUGGAAAGUCUGGGGGAACUUUACCUGCAAGCUUCAAGUACACCAGUGAUGAUGAAACCUCAAGCAUUACAUCUGGAUCUGGCCUCAAUGCCACCCAUAGCUCUCCACACCAUGCCCAACAACAGCCUUCACUAGUCAGUGCUAAACUAUUAGAGCCUCUAACAGAAGAGAUGAAUCAAGUCAGAGAAACCUCCAGAAAGGUGAAUGACAUACUUCUUCGACUGGCUGAAGAAUUUGAAGACUAUAAGAAAACAAUGGACAAUGAGGUAGAAAAACUACGAAGUCAGUUGGAGGAAGAAAAAUUUAAAGUUGAGCGUCUUGAGGAGCAACUGAAUGAUCUCACUGACCUUCAUCAGAAUGAAGUCAUCAAUUUGAAACAAGAUUUAACAUCUAUGGAAGAAAAAAUUGAAUACAGAUUAGAUGAACGCACAACUGACCUGUCUGAUUUAGUGGACAAUGCCUCCACAAGGAUCUCUAGGCUAGAACAAGUGCAACAGCAGCAACAGAUUCUGUCCAUGGAGAUGGUGGAGAAUGCUACUUUCAGGACCAUCAUUUCAAAACUGAUUAAUGUUGUUCUUGCCAUCCUGGCUGUUAUUUUAGUCUUGGUUAGCACAGCGGCCAGCUUUUUAUCUCCCUUUUUAAACUCAACGCCAAGGUUGGUUUUGUCUGUUCUGGCUACUAUUACAGCAUGGCUAGUGUACCAACAUUACAGCUCUCUUCAAACUAUGACCUUCUCCCUCUGGACAUUUUUUUCCUGGCCAUGGAGCUGAUCAUCUGUUUGAUUUAGGCCAAUUGACUUGUCCAUGACACACAUUUCAGCCAUAAUGAUUGAAAUCUUUCACCCCAUAAUGGUAAUAACCUUUUAGUUGUGAAAGUAAACAUUCAGCCAUGAUAAGUCUUUUAUCAUGUAUGGUAAAGACCUUUCAACUGUGAUGCUAAAGACAUUUCAUCUGUGAUGGUAGAGACCUUAAAGCAAUGAUGGGUGAGAUUAAACAGCCAAGAUGUUAAAAACCUAAACAGUAUUGAACAAUCUGCCUGAUACAUGAUUUUGUUUGAUAUUCAGACUUGUAUGAGACCAAGUCCUACUCACUUUGAAGGUGAUAUGUAAAGUAUCUAGGACUAAUAUGUCUGAACUAAUAUGUAGCCUGAGUUCCUUCCACCAAAACAUAUGUUCAUGUUGGUAGUUUUUAUUGUGCUUUUUUGAUGUGCUGACAUUGCUAGAAGAUGUUAAGAAUAGGAAUGUCUAGCUGGACAUUAGUCACUUUUAACUAUAAAUAUGAUUAAAAAAAAAGAAGUACUUUUGUGUGUGAAUGUAGAUUUAUAUUUUGGAAUAAAUCCUGGUCAACGUUAUUGAGAAUAGUCAAGUCACAUCUGACGUCUUUUAGAUUUGGCCUGUGGUCAAGUAGUAACUGAACUUUGACUAUUUUGAAAAUGAGUAUUCUCUGAAUUAUUAUAUAUAUCAGAUCUACUUUUCUGCUAUGGUCACUGAAUAACUGUUGUGUGAAUAUUAUUUUCCUUUUCCCAAUACUUUUAGAACUUGUCCAAUGGUAGACAAAGUGUAAAUAAUCUUUGGAUAGAUUAUUUCAUUGAUAAUUGGUUACUUGUAGAACUGACUACUAGUCAAUUAGGGUAGAAAUAUUUCUGAAUGGUCUUGUUAAACUGGAUAUUGAUCAAAAGCAUUUUGAAAAAUUAGCUGGCUUUGUCCUGGCCUCUGGUCAUAAGCCUCUGGUCAUCUGAAGUUGAAAUAAUCUUUUAGAAAGUAAAUGUUUUACUUUAGGUUGAUUACUUAUACAUUCUGCCACUGGUCAGGGUUAUUCCAUUGAAGUGGGCACUGAUCAAAUGUGAAUUGAUAUUAUUAUCUUCUGUAAUGCAUGUGUUAAACUUUAUACUGAUAAAUAGUUCAAUAAAUAUUCCAACCAUGGUAACUACUGACCACUGGUCAGCUAGAAUUACUCUUGAAUCAGACAGACUCAUCCCCUGAUGCAGAUAUUAUUGAUCUAGUUAUAUAAUGCUCUUAAUGUUUUAUUCUCUGUCCCUUGUUCAAAAACCAACAAAUGGUCCAGAAGUAAGUGACCAUCAGUUUAUCCAUGGUAGAAGUAAGUGACCAUCAGUUUAUCCAUUGUAGAAGUAAGUGACCAUCAGUUUAUCCAUUGUAGAAGUAAGUGACCAUCAGUUUAUCCAUACUAGACUUUGUACUUAGGAACUAAUAUUUGCUUCUAGGUUGGUUUUUAUUUUUGAUGUUGCCUUUGUUUUAUUAAAUUGUUUUUUGUUUGUUUGUUUUUUUUUAAGCUAUUGGGAAAUGUUUUUAUUUAAUAAUUUAUAUACAAAUAAAAUUGACAAAAUAUUUUGA